Diatraea saccharalis (sugarcane borer) is the source of this 1264-nucleotide messenger RNA. NCBI's taxonomy places the organism in Eukaryota, Metazoa, Arthropoda, Insecta, Lepidoptera, Crambidae. The record is from the annotation of a GenBank genome assembly.
CCGGCAUGGGGAGUGCGGUUAGAUGUUACGGCGACGACUAUACCGCUAUCUCCGCGAAUAAAUAAAAGAUGAAGUGGCGAGCGGCUCCAUAACGGCUCAGUCCGCCUCCAGACGCGUCCCACGAUGGUCAACUACAAGCGUGUGGUGUGCGAAGUGGCGCUGCUGAUGGCACUGGCUACUGCAGCUGUCGCAGCGCCUGUGGACUGCGCGGACCGCCACUUCGAUCAGCGGCAAAACGGCUCAGAGAACUAUAGACUCAACAUCGACGGCGUUGUCAUAGCCGUCGCCCCGGCUGACUCAUUGCUCGCUGCCGCUUCGGACAUUGAUCUAAGUGACUUAUUAGACUUAGAGGAGUUCAAUGAACCUUCGAAACCGAAACCUCCUAGUAGCGAGACUUUGAAGCCCCAAAUUGAACCGAAACCUGAAGACGGUAAGCCUCAAGAAUCGAAGCCGGAAGCUGUUAAGCCUGAUGAAGCGCCGCUCAGUGAUGUCAGUCUCAGCUCUGAUAUUAAGGGACAGAAAAAAGAGAUUUCUACGAAGAAACAAGAGAAGGCGCAUAGAUUAAAAAAUCGUCUCGCCAACAUCUUGCUUCCAUUGCUAAGAAGAAAUCGCCAUCAAUAGACAAGGAAAGCUGAAAUAAUACUCAGAUUCUUAACGAGUUUCCAAUGCCCUUUAAAUAAAAUAAUAUAAGAGAAGAAGACUUCGACGUAUGUCUAAUAAUAUCAGUAAUCAUACGUAAAAUUUUAUUUAAAAAUAUAUUAUAGAUAUAAUGGAGAAAUGUGUUUGUUUGAGCACGAGUGAUAAAUGCAUUUAUAUUUAUUAUAGUGUUUAAGUGUAUGUGUAAUAUUGUAAAUUGUUUUGUUGAAAAUAAAAUUGCCUAAUUUUUAUUGAAAAAUCCCUAAAUUGUGUAGUUUCAUUUUGUGUAAAUAUUUCUUUUGAAAAACGGCUGUGCAUCGUAUAUCUGUAUCUUAUACUAAAAGUAGUUCAUUAUUAUUUAUGACACUAUUUCAAAGACGCUAUAAAGACCGAAAAAGUACCUAAUCAAGAAACUUUAAUUACUAAAAUUUCUUACUUUUAACCUUUUUAAAAAUAGUUUUUAUUAAGAUAAAUAGUAAGUAGUAAUUCAUCUCUAAAAAUUGAUGUUAACUAAAGAUAAGUUAUCGUUUACUUUUGUUUUCAUACAAAAAUAAACUAUGAGCUUUCUUAUAGAAUUUCUACCAGACAAAAAAUUCAGGUUUUUUAAAUUCAGCAUUUUCACACGACU